Vollenhovia emeryi is the source of this 627-nucleotide messenger RNA. RefSeq lists its product as uncharacterized. Gene Ontology annotation, biological process: DNA integration. NCBI's taxonomy places the organism in Eukaryota, Metazoa, Arthropoda, Insecta, Hymenoptera, Formicidae. The transcript has a single exon. The record is from RefSeq and is a predicted model, not a curated record. Gene Ontology annotation, molecular function: nucleic acid binding. The annotation marks the transcript as partial.
AUGUACCUUGUGGUGAUCGACUCCUUCUCCAAGUGGCCAGAAGUGAUUAACUUUAAACAAGACACUAGAGCGUGCAAAGUAGUGCAAGUAUUUGAAAUGCUGUUCGCGAGACACGGGCUGUGCGAGCACCUAGUCACCGAUAACGGCAAACAGCUGGCGAGCGCCGAAUUCAAUGAAUUUUUAAAAAGAAACGGCGUACGCCACAGCUACUCGCCAACGUACUUCCCGGCGACAAACGGCGCCGCCGAAAACUUCGUCGGCACGUUUAAGGAUAAAGUAAAAAAAAUCAUGAAAGGGGGGAAAACGGUAGACACAGCGGCCUACCAGUUCCUAUUCGACUACCGCAGCGCUCCCCAUUGUACUACAGGGAAAUCCCCAGCACAACUGUUAUACGGACGCGAAAUGCGAACACGGUUUGACUUGCUACGACCCAGCACACGCACUAAAGUCGAAAUUAAACAAGAAGCACAAACGACGGCUAAACCUCACUCGCGUAAACUCGACUUACAAGAGGACGACCCGGUGAUGAUCGAUAAUCAUGGGAAAUCGGGCGGAAAGCGAGUAAAAGGAAAAAUCGCGAAACGGUUAUCACCAUCUACAUAUCGAGUGCAGACUGAGGAGGGCCGU